GCGUCAUCGCCGCCGAGGAAGCGUGAAAUGUAUGGUUGGUUGUCAUGUGUCAUGCAGACUGGCUGGCGGUCAGCUGACAGAUCCGGGUCGUUUGUGAUGUUUACUUUCUUUGUUUAGUGCGUUUACCUGCGUGUGUGUCGUUUUUCUUGAAUGAAUGCAGCGCUAUGCUUCGCCACGGAGAACCAUGGUAGUCGUCAACUCGGUGCUGAAGCUCGUGCAGAGGCAGACGUACACCUGUCUGUCCCACCGAUACGGGCUCUACCUCUGCUUUGGGGGAAUCGUUCUCAUGAUAGUUUCCGCCUUUCAGUUCGGAGAGGUGGUGGUAGAGUGGAGUCGAGACCAGUAUCAUGUGCUGUUUGACUCCUACAGAGACAAUGUGGGUGGAAAGUCCUUCCAAAGCAGGCUCUGUCUGCCCAUGCCUAUUGAUGUGGUGUACACUUGGGUGAACGGAACAGACACGGCUCUGCUGAAGGAACUGAAGGCAGUCAAAGAGCAACUGGAGGAGGAACAAAAAGCUCUGAGGGAACGCCUGGGGAAAAAUGCAAGUGAGACAACUGAAGUGCCAAAAGACAGUGUGAAACCAGAAUGCCUGCUGUCACACUGCAUCAUGGCGCCCAUGCUGGCCCUGGACCCCGCUCUGCCGGCCAACGUCACGAUCAAAGAGCUACCGUCGAUCUCCGCCUCCUUCUUCGCUGCCAAAGAGCUGCUGCUGAUGAACAAACCCUUCCACCCGUCCACCACCGUCUCUGUGGUCGUCUUCCAUUCGCAGGCUGAUGCUGACAAAGCCUAUACAGAUGUGUCUAGAGAAGACCAGAAAUUCUCUGUGUCCAGAUGUUACCUGACGGCAGAUAAAGAAGCUCCAGGCCUGAUCCGCAUGCAGGCUCUGGCUUAUCUGAGCGGCUUCCCAGCGUCCUUCAAAGAGACCGAGCAGCUGAGAGUCAAACUGCCCUCUGUCAUAACCAACAAGAUCAAACAGUUUGAGUUGUACUCUGAGGCGAGCAUCGCCCUGCUCCACCUGAAAACCCCGCAGGACUUCUCCGAUCUGACGCAGCAGGCUAAAAAGAACCUGACCCUCGACGGGAAAGAGCUGACCAUCAGCCCCGGCUACUUGUUCUGGGACCUCACCGCCAUCUCACAGUCCAAACAGGAUGAAGACGUUUCAGCCAGCAGAUUCGAGGACAACGAGGAGCUCCGCUACUCGCUGCGCUCAGUGGAGAGACAUGCUCCCUGGGUGCGACACAUCUUCAUCGUCACUAACGGGCAGAUUCCCUCCUGGCUCAACCUGGAUAACCCCAGAGUUACUGUUGUCACACACCAGGAUAUCUUCCAGAACCACAGCCACCUUCCCACCUUUAGCUCCCCAGCUAUAGAGACCCACAUCCACCGCAUCCCAGGGCUCUCCCAGAAGUUUAUUUACCUCAACGACGACGUGAUGUUCGGCAAGGACGUCUGGCCAGACGACUUCUACAGCCACUCCAAAGGACAGAAGGUGUAUCUCACCUGGCCUGUUCCCAACUGUGCUGAGGGCUGCCCAGGAUCCUGGAUCAAAGAUGGGUACUGUGACAAAGCUUGCAACAACUCUGCUUGUGACUGGGAUGGAGGAGACUGCUCGGGUGCAGCUGGGAACAGUCGGUUUGCUGCAGGGGUCGGUGUUGUCGGGCCCGGUGGACCUGGUGGACAGGUGUGGCAGUUCGCAGGGGGUAUGGGAGGACUUGGGGGGACGUCCUACUGUAAUCAAGGCUGUGCCAACUCCUGGCUGGCAGACAAGUUCUGUGACCAAGCCUGCAAUGUACUUUCCUGCGGCUUUGAUGUGGGCGACUGUGGCCAAGAGCACUUUGGCGAGCUGCACCUAGUGACCCUGCUGAGGAACCAGACCCGCUACACCCUCCCAGUUGGGGAGGUCAGGCCGUAUUUCAGCUUCAGUAGACUUGCUCAGAGGAUCUCUGAGGCCCAUGUCAGCGACAGCCCGGUGUUGCGCCACACCUCCGUUGCAAACAAAUGGAAGACCAUUCACUUGCUCCUUCAUUCCGGCUACAACGCCACCCAGAUCCAGUACAACCUCACCCUCCAAAGAGACGACGACACAGAGUUCACGAUGAGCUUCAGCGUGGUCGUCGACACCCGUGAGGUCCCUCGGGUUAACGUGUCGCAGGCCACCAGCAAAGACACCAGCAAAGAGCCAAAGCCGACCCCGACUCCGGAGCCGGUGUUCCCUUUCUCAGAUGUUCCUGAGAACAAACGUGGUCCUAAGAUCCAGAGGAGGCAGCCUGGUGAACCUGAGGUUAUCAUAGAGGUUCCUUCGCUGGACGUGUCACUUUUACCAGCUGUCAUACGCAGUGAACUGCAAAAGCUGGAGGAGAAGCUUCAGAAUGGUGACAUUACCAUGAAGGGUUAUAAUCUCACAAAGGCCGAGCUUCUUCAACCUUACAAGACCCUGGCUCAGAAGAAGCAGGUCAUUCACGCAGAGGCAGUUAAUAAGGAUGCAGCCAAGGCCCAGGGGAAGCCUUAUAAAGACUUGGAGGGAGGGCACCCAGAGUUAAAACCAGCUGUGGAAGAGAAGGCUGGAAGUAUCAUUCAGAAAAAUCACAACUCAAAAGAAGCCCCGGUCACUCCUCUCAUCCAAGUUCAUAUUGAUGAUGAGCAGAAGAAAAAGUUUGUAACACCUAAAUCAUAUCCUCUGAAUGCUGCCAUUGAGAAGCCCAGGACUUCCAAACUCCUAAGCAGCAUUUCCAAAGUCAGAAGUGCUGAGAGUCAGAAAGAACCGGCUGACGGCGCAGGAGGAGCUCCAGUUGGGAGGAGACUCCAACACUUCAUCUCCUCAGACAGAGGCUUUCUGCCGUGGGAGAGGAGAAAGUACUUCCAGGGGCUACUUGAGGAAGAGGAGCGUCUGCAGAAAGAGCUGAUGUAUGAGACUGAUGGCGGUGCCACCGGCCGAAAGCUGCAGGACACUUUUGCCGACUCCCUUCGCUACGUCAACAAGCUGCUCAACAGCCAGUUUGGCUUCACGUCCCGCAAAGUUCCCGCGCACAUGCCUCACAUGAUCGACCGGCUCAUCAUGCAGGAGCUGCAGAACACAUUUCCUGAGGAGUUUGACAAGACGUCGGGCCACCGCGUGCGUCACUCAGAGGACAUGCAGUUCGCCUUUUCCUACUUCUACUUCCUUAUGAGCGCUCAGCAGCAGCUCAACGUCUCUGAGGUGUUUGACGAGAUCGACACUGACCACUCGGGCGUUCUCUCUGACAGAGAGAUUCGAACUCUCGCCACGAGGAUCCACGAGCUGCCUCUCAGCCUCCAGGAUCUGACCGGCCUGGAGCAGAUGUUGAUAAACUGCUCCAAGACUCUCCCGACUAACCUGACCCAGCUCCACCUGGUGAACCCCACUCAGGAGACCUACUAUGACCCCAGCAUGCCUCCUGUUACCAAAGGCCUUGUCCUUCACUGCAAGCCCAUAACAGAACGCAUCCACAAAGCCUUCAGAGAUCAGAAUAAGUACAAGUUCGAGAUCAUGGGAGAGGAGGAGAUAGCUUUCAAGAUGGUGCGAACCAAUGUGUCGCACGUGGUCGGCCAGUUAGACGACAUCAGGAGGAAUCCGAGGAAGUUCAUCUGUCUGAACGAUAACAUCGACCACAGCCACAAGGACGCCGCCACAGUCAAAGCUGUGCUCAGAGAUUUCUAUGAGUCCAUGUUCCCGCUGCCAUCCCAGUUUGAACUGCCCAGAGAGUAUCGCAACAGGUUCCUGCAUAUGGAAGAACUCCAGGAAUGGCGGGUGUAUCGGGACAAGCUGAAGUUCUGGACUCACUGCGUCCUCGUGACCCUCGUCAUCUUCACCGUCAUGUCCUUCUUUGCCGAACAGCUGAUUCUGCUAAAGCGAAAGCUAUUCCCCAGACGCAGAGUGAACAGGGACAGCAACCCUGAGCGGGUGUGAUAGAGGAAGACUCCCCCUCUCCUCUCCUUUCUGCACAUCAGCCUCCACCCCACCCCCGCACUCCCACUCUGCCACAGAGGGGACAGGAGAGGAUCCAGAUCCACGGGGGUCUGGGGUGGAAACAGGAAUCUGAAGUCCUCAGUGCUUGUGUUGCAUCGGCGCGGAACAGUGGAUAAGAGACUCGUGAGAUGGCGCUGAAACGUUUUUCAGAAGAUGAUGGAUGGGGCUGGCCAGUGGAAGGGGGAAUAACAGCCAGAGAGAAGAAGCAUCUUCUCCUCCACUGGAGGCACCUGUGACCUUCACACAACACACAACACACAAACACAAAACACUCCCUCCAAGCUGCACCACCCCCUCUCAUGUCUUGUCCUCUCCAGUGCUGUUGAUUGAUAUGGUGUUAAAGUGUGGAAUACUUGAUAGCUGCGGGUAAGGACUUGUGUGUGUGUGUGUGUGUGCGCGCGCGUGCGCAUGUGUGUGUGUGCAGCAAAACAAGUUUUACCAUAAAAUUCAGUUGUAUUGAGUCUCACCAACAUCUGCUGGUGCCUCUUAAACGAUUAAAUACCACAAUAUUCAGCAUUUCUCUGUUAAAUUAUAGAGCAAACAUCUUUAGUUUACAGACAGGUGGUUGAACAAAACAAGACUUUUGAAGAUUUUGCAGAUUUUAUAGACAAAAUGAUGAAUUCAUUUUUGAAAAAAAAAAAAGAAUGCUACUUAUAUCCCUGGUUGUGUUUGGCUUUUACCCCCGGCUUCAUUUUAAAGGAUGAAUAGGAAUAAUUCAUCUAAGUGUUGGCUGUUGUCUUUGUCCAUUGUCUUUACAAACAUGAAAACUUGAAGUGCCUUCGUUGUUCAUUCCUGCUUGUUUGCUAUUUUGUUGUUUUUGUUUUAAAAUGUCGUCUUAUAAAUGUUGGCUCGUGCACCUCACACCCUAAUCUAAUGAUUUACAGUGAGAAUGAAUGGGAUAUGGGAAAUGAUUAUCAAACUUACUGUGGUACAAGUGCUACUCAUUGUGGGAGCUACAUGUAAGUGAUACUACAGCUUUCAUAGCCACCUGUAUGUGUGUCCCUGUGGGACUCAACAGGAUUGCUACUGUCUGAAAUUCAGACCCCCUCAGCAUGUUGUGUAACUUAUUUUGACUGUAUUAUUGUAACAGUGAGCCAAGUGACUGAUGCAUCUGACCUGAAUGCUGCAGAAUGUAAACACAGCCUGAUAAAAUGCUCGUCACCUGUUCAAACUCUUUUUUUUUUUCCUUCCUCCGAAUGUCACUUUUACAAAGUUCUUUAUUAUGACGUCAAACUAAUGUGGAAGUGACUCCUAGAUGCUGUCAGCAUUUUUGCCGCUGCCCUUAAGUCAUGUGAUUUUCGGUGUGAUGUCAGCAGGCGAGAUGAUGAGUAACAUGUUUGGGAAAUGGGAUUUCCUCAGACUGCAUCAGUUCAAUGGUUCCUCAGACUGAAAUAAAUGGUUUGGUUCAGUCA
Lates calcarifer (barramundi perch) is the source of this 5397-nucleotide messenger RNA. It is a transcript of the gene gnptab, whose product is annotated as N-acetylglucosamine-1-phosphate transferase subunits alpha and beta. Gene Ontology annotation, biological process: N-glycan processing to lysosome; carbohydrate phosphorylation. Gene Ontology annotation, molecular function: calcium ion binding; UDP-N-acetylglucosamine-lysosomal-enzyme N-acetylglucosaminephosphotransferase activity. NCBI's taxonomy places the organism in Eukaryota, Metazoa, Chordata, Actinopteri, Centropomidae. Gene Ontology annotation, cellular component: Golgi apparatus. The record is from RefSeq and is a predicted model, not a curated record.